AUGGGAAAUUGUACUGCUGUACCUACUUUACGUCGAACUCCACACAUCUCACGGACACAAUCACGCCGUGCCACUGUUUCCUCUAUUACCAAUGGUGCACAAGUAUCGGUACCAAGAUCUGAACCAUACAUAGUCCAUCAUAAUGUACCUUCUCCUGUCGAAUCACCUAUUUGGGUGGCCAUUAAAAAUCGACGGCGGCAUAAACCACACACCAACCGCAUUAAAACUACUCGCUACAAUAUUCUCACUUUCAUACCGAAGAAUCUUUUCGAACAAUUUCGUCGCGUUGCCAAUGUUUAUUUUGCUAUUCUUAUCGGACUCAAUUGGAUACCUAUUGUCAAUGCACUUUCAAAACAAGUUGCUUUCAUUCCUCUCACAGUCAUUCUCACAAUCACAGCUAUCAAAGAUCUCGUCGAAGAUCUCAAGCGUUGGAGAAGUGACGCCCAAAUCAACAAACAAAUUGCACAAGUCUACGACAAAAAAACCAAAACAUUCAUUCCUUGUAAAUGGCAAGAUCUCUCAGUUGGAAACGUCGUUCGAGUUCGAACUGACGAAACAGUACCCGCCGAUAUUCUUCUUCUCUCUUCAGCAUCCACCGAAAGCACUUGCUACCUGGACACAGCCGCCAUCGAUGGCGAAACCAAUCUGAAACAAAAGAGUAUUCCAUCUUGUUUUCUCAACUUGGACAAAACAGCAGAAGAAACCAGUUUUGAACUUCAGUGCGAUCCACCGAACGAUGAUAUCUAUCGUUUCUGUGGUCGAUUAUUGUUCUCGACUGGGUCGAAUGCUUGUCCAUGUGACAACAAUAACUUUCUGUUGCGUGGCUGUGUAUUGAGAAUCACAGAGUAUGUGGAUGGACUGAUAGUGUAUGCUGGAAACGAAACGAAGAUCAUCAAGUCAUCUCGUCAGACAAUCAGUAAACAUGCGUUGAUCGAAAGGUACAUAAAUAGAGAUGUACUAUUUUCGAGCUUAAUUUUGACAACCAUAUGCUUACUUUGUGCUGGUCUAUCCAUUUAUUGGGAACGUUCAUUUGGUGACAAAUGGACGUUUGUUCCAUUUAUAGUAGAUGAUCCAUUUGAUAACUCUGUUCGAGAUUUCUUUGCCAACACGCUACGGUUUGUGAUAUUAUUUCAAGUGAUGGUACCCAUCGCCUUGUAUGUCUCAUUGGAUCUUGUUCGUGUUCUACAAAUGUACACUAUCGCACGUGACAAGCAUCUCAAGUAUGAGCAUCCGAUCAGUUGUCGAACGUUCACGAUCAAUGAGGAUCUUGGUCAAAUCGGAUAUGUGUUUACAGAUAAAACUGGAACUUUGACACAAAACAAACUAGUGUUUAAAAUGAUGUCUGUGGGUGGCAUAUACUAUUCAGGCAGGUCUGAAUUACCUGAAAAAAACGACCCAUUGAUUCAACACUUCCUCACUACACUGGCCAUCUGCAACACCUCAUUCAUCGUCCACGAUCAUCCCGAGUUCAUGCAUCGACUCGACUACCAGCCCAAGUACGAAGGCGACAACGCCGACGAUCUCGUCCUCUGUCAAACAGCAUCGCAAUUCGGUGUCAGAAUGAUCUCACGAUCAGCACAAACCAUCACCGUUCGAUACCUCGACUCGUCCAACUCGAACAAACAAGAUCUCGACUAUGACAUUCUCUGUCUCCUACCAUUCGACUCCACACGCAAACGAAUGUCCAUCAUUGUUCGACUCAACGAUCAGAUCUUCUUGUACAUCAAGGGUGCCGAAUCAUCUAUCUGGCCACAUCUCAGUUCUCUNCAAUUCGGUGUCAGAAUGAUCUCACGAUCAGCACAAACCAUCACCGUUCGAUACCUCGACUCGUCCAACUCGAACAAACAAGAUCUCGACUAUGACAUUCUCUGUCUCCUACCAUUCGACUCCACACGCAAACGAAUGUCCAUCAUUGUUCGACUCAACGAUCAGAUCUUCUUGUACAUCAAGGGUGCCGAAUCAUCUAUCUGGCCACAUCUCAGUCCUCUCAACGAUACUCACACGAAGUCAACCAUCGAACAGCACAGCUUGACUUUUGCCGAACAAGGCUACCGAUCACUGUUAGUCGCCUAUCGGCAGCUGACUCUACGAGAGUUUGAGUCAUGGUUCGAGCGAUAUCGAUUUGCAGCGAACGCGCUCGAUAACCGAGAGGAAGCCAUCUCCGAUGCAGCGACUGAGAUCGAAGUGGAUCUGAUGUUGGCUGGACUGACAGCUGUCGAAGAUAAACUACAAGACGGUGUACCACGAGCCAUCGCCACUCUCAGAUGUGCUGGUAUCAAGCUGUGGCUGUUGACAGGUGACAAACAAGCAACUGCCCUGAGCACAGCACAAGCUGCAUCUCUCAUCAACAUUCCACAAACACUCUCAUCGGACUCUCAUUCAACAUCUCGGAAUAUUGCACCAGCCGCCACCGCCUGGGACUUUGAUCGCUCGGCUCAAGCUCGACUCAACCAGCACACUCAUAUGAUCUACUAUAGUUCCCAACUCAUUGAAAUCGACCAGCAACUACGUAAUCGAGAGAGCAGCGCGUCGGAUGAUGUUCGAACAGAGAAGACGAUCAGUCGGAUGCGUGAAGUUAUUGCUGCACAAGCGUCACCGGUGUCACUUGUUGUGACUGGCGAAGAUCUGAGUGUGAUCCUUCGAUACAAGCCAAAAGAGUUCAUUCGAGCUGCAUCGGAAUGUCAGUCGGUAUUGUUCUGUCGAGUGUCGGCAACGCAGAAGCGUGAACUGGUGAGUGUUGCGAAGUCGGUGUUCAAGCAUCGAAUCUUGGCGAUCGGUGAUGGUGCAAAUGAUGUUGGAAUGAUUCGUGAAUCUCACUGUGGAGUUGCUGUGUAUGGUCGUGAAGGAUCUCAAGCAGUAGCCGCAGGCGACUUUGCAGUUGAUCGUUUCGAANCAUCGGAAUGUCAGUCGGUAUUGUUCUGUCGAGUGUCGGCAACGCAGAAGCGUGAACUGGUGAGUGUUGCGAAGUCGGUGUUCAAGCAUCGAAUCUUGGCGAUCGGUGAUGGUGCAAAUGAUGUUGGAAUGAUUCGUGAAUCUCACUGUGGAGUUGCUGUGUAUGGUCGUGAAGGAUCUCAAGCAGUAGCCGCAGGCGACUUUGCAGUUGAUCGUUUCGAAUGUCUUCGUCGUUUACUUCUUGUUCACGGUGCUUGGUGUUUCACUCGAACAAGUGAACUUAUCUUGUACACAUUCAUGCACAACUGGGCAGUGUCUCUGCAUUCAUUCUAUCUGACGUUGUAUUCAAGCUUGUUUACCGUGCUUCCACAAUGUGCUGCAGCUUUAUUUGAUCAACAUGUGCCCGCUGAACGAGCAUUACAUGAACCUCAGCUGUAUCAAUACACUCUACAUGCGAGAUGCUAUCGAAUGUGGUCAUAUUGGAUAAAUAUUCUCGAUGCUAUAUGGCAGAGUUCAGUGAUAUUUUUCUUUGCUUAUCUAUCAUACAGAAACGAAUUUUAUAUUGAUGUGUCGGCGUUUGGUUUUUCUAUUGCAUUCAGUAUGAUUGUUACAUCUUUGAUACAUGUUCUUUUGCAAACAUCGCGUGUUGAUAUAUCUAUCAUUAGUUCCAUCGCAUUCAGUUUUCUCGUAUUUCUUGGAUUUACCCUGGUAUUUGAUGAAACUUGUGUGGUAUGCAUUCCAGGUGAAAGUCCAUAUCAAGUCUCGUAUCAUACACUUCGGAAAGCCCGAUUUUGGUUUACAACGGCAUUAACUAUUUUCACAGCAAUGCUACCUCGAUUUACUAUCAAAUGUUUAUACAAUACUAUACGCUAUCCGUUCGCAGUAAACUACGAAUAG
This is a messenger RNA of Adineta ricciae, 3789 nucleotides long. The record is from the annotation of a GenBank genome assembly. Lineage: Eukaryota; Metazoa; Rotifera; Eurotatoria; Adinetida; Adinetidae.